Pyrus x bretschneideri (Chinese white pear) is the source of this 1659-nucleotide messenger RNA. Its product is annotated as 7-deoxyloganetin glucosyltransferase-like. Bases 37 to 1488 code for a protein of 483 amino acids. Gene Ontology annotation, molecular function: UDP-glycosyltransferase activity. NCBI's taxonomy places the organism in Eukaryota, Viridiplantae, Streptophyta, Magnoliopsida, Rosales, Rosaceae. The transcript has 2 exons. The record is from RefSeq and is a predicted model, not a curated record.
UACUGCAACCGCUGCAAUGCAAACGCAAAACCUAAAAUGGAUUCCACAGCAGUAGCUACUAAGCCUCAUGCUGUUUGCAUUCCAAUUCCGACUCAAAGCCAUAUCAAGGCAAUGCUUAAAUUUGCAAAGCUCCUCCACCAUAGAGGUUUUCAUAUUACCUUCGUCAACUCCAAGUACAACCACAGGCGCUUUCUAAAAUCUUUAGGCUCCCAUUCCCUUGAUGGCUUACCUGAUUUUCGGUUUGCAGCCAUCCCAGAUGGCCUCUCAGAUUCAGAUGGAGAUACCACACAGGAUCUCACUUUGCUUGUUGAUACCAUAAGAAAACAAAAUUUCUUGGCUCCGUUUCAUGACCUCCUCAAUGCGCUCAACAACGAUGCCAUAACAACGUCCAACAAUCCUCCAGUGACUUGCAUAGUUUCGGAUGGUUUCAUGUCCACAUCCACGAUCACAGCUGCUGAAGAAAUUGGAGUCCCUAUAGUACUGUUCUACACUAUUGCUGCCAGCAGCUUCAUGGGACUUCUACAAUGUCGUGCUUUGAUCGAAAAUGGCCUGGCACCACUCAAAGAGGAGAGCUAUUUGACAAAUGGCUAUUUGGACAAGGUCAUAGAUUGGAUUCCAGGAAUGAAGGAUAUUCGUUUAAAGGAUCUCCCAACCUUCAUUCGAACAACAAAUCCCGAUGACAUAAUGUUUAACUUCAUGAUGGAAUCAACCGAUAGAGUCCGUGAAGCUUCAGCAGUGGUUCUUCAUACUUUUGACGCCUUGGAGCGAGAUGUUUUGGAUGCUCUCUCAUCUAUGCUUCCACUUGUGUAUCCCAUUGGCCCUCUUCAAUUACAUCUUGAUCAGAUACCAGAACACCCCUUGAAUAUUGGAUACAGUCUAUGGAAAGAAGAAACUGAGUGCCUCCAAUGGCUAAACACUAGGGAGCCAAACUCAGUUGUGUAUGUGAAUUUCGGCAGCGUAAUAGUCACGACGUCUGAACAACUUGUGGAGUUUUGUUGGGGACUUGCAAACAGCAAGUUGCCCUUCUUCUGGGUAAUUAGGCCUGAUCUUGUUAAUGGUGAAUCCGAUAUUUUGCCACCUGAGUUUGUGGCUGAAACAAAGGAAAGAAGUCUAAUGGCAAGUUGGUGCCCACAGGAGCAAGUCCUCAACCAUCCAUCAGUGGGAGGUUUUUUGACACACAGUGGUUGGAAUUCAACUAUUGAGAGCCUCACCGCAGGAGUGCCUAUGCUCUGUUGGCCAUUCUUCUUCGACCAGCAGAUGGACUGCCGCUAUAGUUGCAACGAAUGGGGCAUUGGCAUGGAAAUUAGUAAUGAUGUGAAGAGGGAUGAAGUAGAGAAGCUUGUUAGAGAAUUAAUGGAUGGGGAGAAGGGUAAGAAGAUGAAAAAUAGAGUGGUGGAGUGGAAAGAACAUGCAGAAGAAGCUACCAGUCCACAUGGAUCUUCAUCAAAAAACUUAGACAAUUUAGUGAAUCAAGUGUUACUAAGAUAAAGUUAGAUGCCACGCAUCCGUGCAAAAUUUAUUGUUAAUAAUUGGUUUUUUUUUUUUUUUUUUUUGGUUAUUGUUUUGUUGUUGUUGGCCUUCAGAACUAGAAUGAUGAAGUGCAAAUAUAAAGGACCAUUAUCUCAAAUAAUAAAAUUAAAAUUAGAAUUGAAUGCUUAA